AUGUAUCUAGUUUCGGCGAUAAAAGAAGCUGCUCAAACGUUCGUCCUCUUCCGGCAAAUCAGAAAAGAAGUCCAACUCAACUGCAACUCUCCUCUGCGGAAUGAACUGCUGCAGGUGGAGCAGAUCUGCUUCGCCUGGGAAGGGAUUGUUCUCGAACUCAGUCGGAGCAUUCGUCGGGAAGAGUACGGGGUUGGUUUUUUUCCCAAUCUAUCUGUCUAGUAAGUGAUAAAUUACUUCUCACCGUUCAUCAAAAACGAUAGGGUUCUACAUUUGAAUUUUCUCAAACUUCCGUAACAAGAUAUAUUUUCUUAUAGCUGAGAGACCGUGUUGUAUAAAAUGGUAAUAAGCUCAAAGUGCAGAAAGUCAUCACGCAACUCUUCUGGUCUUGAAAGUUUACGGGUUGGAUGAAAGUUCAUCAUCGGAAAUUUCCUUCUCGUACCAACUUGAAAAAACGUUAUUCAAGUUUCUCGAAAGCCGUUGAUAGUUUUAUCAAAGUUUCUAAAAAAAGUCCCAAAAAAAUCCUCAUACUGAAUAAGAGAUUGAAGUUAAGCAUCUUUGCUUUUUUAAGCAGUUUUUUUAUUUAAGGUAGCUUUUGCUUUUUUUUUUUUUGAAACAUGAUCGCCUUGCGCGAAACGAACCAUUUAUGUUUAUUAAACUAGGUUUUGUUGAAAAAAAGUUCUUUGAAAAUUUAAUUAAUGGAUUUAUCAUGAAAGCUCUUUUUUACAGGGUUGGACAAACGAAUUGACAGCGUUGUCGGACAAUUGUGUCCUCAACGAGCUCCGAAUCGUUCAGUUGCUGAUGUACAUCGAAGCCUCAAGAAAGGUCUAUUUGGAGACGCAAGGCGGCUUCGGUUCAACAGACAGAAAAAAGCACGAGAUCCUUUUCCUGGAGAAUGAGCUUCAACUCGCAUAUUCCGUACUCGAAACGCUAAAAGAUCAAAAUCUGCAACUUCAGACUUUAUUGCGAAAUAUUAUGGUCAGUAUAUUUAUUUUUUGGUUUGUAUUGGUCAUGGACUUUUAACGUCGUGGUUUUGGCCUUAACAGAUUUUCUACAAAACAAUACUUUUUUUAGUUCAUAAAAUACUUUGAUUAUCGAAAAAAAUUAUUUUUUUGUUUUUCGAUUGACCUUUGUAACUACAAUCAAAAUCUGACUUAUUAUCAAAUACUUUUUCUUUUGAAAAAUGUGUAGUGCUUUCAAAGUUUAAUUUUGAUAUGACGUCUCAAGAGUUUUGUUCCAGGGCCAGAACAACACCGUCGAGUCUUUUUUUAGUCGACUUCCUUGACGAUGGCGACGCUCGGCCGGUGAUGGACUAGCCUGAUAAAUAAUCCCGCAAUGCUACGUUUAAAUCCAACUAAUACAUCUUGAGAGUUUUAUCCACAAUUUUUUGUUGAAAUCCCGUAUAAAAUGAACUUUUAUUAAGGUUUUUGCUUAUUGAAACUUUCCCACAGAGUUUUGUCUGCUCUUGGAUAUCGAGAAGUGAGACUGAAUCUAGAGGGGUUUUCGACACUUUUUCUCAGCGUAUCAAUAGUUUUUUUUAAAGGAGUUCAACAAUAAAAUUUGAAGUAUCAUAAUCUAUCAUAAUUUCAAAGUGGAAAUGAUCGACAACGACCGCAUCCUCCGACAUAUGCAAGACCGGGCACGUCGACUUCGCGAGCAGCUGCGGCGGGACGAAGAAGACUUCGAAAACGUCUUCACUCAAGAAGCCGCCUAAUCCAGUCGAAACAGGGAAACGCUGUUCGCUUUUCUCCAUUAAAUGAGUGGGAAAAGUCAUUUUAGAAUCAUUACUGUUCAAAUAAAGUAUCGAUCAAUUUUUUAACCCGAUUUGAGACGCGUUUUCUAGAGUGAAAAAGUCUUCAGAGUGUGAUUCAAACGUUAUCGAGAACACGGUUGUAAAAUUCAAAAAAAGUGUGGAAAUUAGUGUAAAAUUUUAAUGAAAACCCGUCAAUAGAAUGAAAAAAAAGCAUUUUAUUCUAUCGUAAAAUACAGUUAAAUAAAAAGUAUGAACCACGAAAUAUUGAACAAUAUUGAUUUCAAAGUUUUAUUGUCACUUCCCCGUGAAAACCUAAGACUGGAGAAUAGUAAAAGUCUCAGAAAUCUGAAAAACUUUCUUUAAAUGGGCGACAAAAUUCGACUCGUCAUGUGUAAUUAAAACGGACUAUUUGAACACGUGAGUCGCCUAGGAAUUUGCUUCAAAGUAUUUUUUUAUUCUUUGAUAGUUCGUCGUCUAUAUUGAAGAUUAGAAUAAAAUAAAUGUUCAACUGAAUUUUUAUUUCAGGGUUUGUAUCAUUGGCAGUAUGUUCAACUUGGGCAAGAUCCAGCAUUUGAAGUCACUUUGGUCCCAUUUACUUGUCUUCCAAUCAGGAAAAUCAGGUAUUUGUUUUAUUUUUCCUUUUUUUCCAUAGUUUUCCAAUUACAUUUUUAUGAUUUUUCUCAAUAGUAGUAACGUAGAAAUUUAAUUUUUUUAAUGUGCAAAGUACAAAAAAAUGAACGAAAAAGCUCUCUAAAUUUCUUUCCAUCUGUCUCUGUUUCUUUUUUUAAUUCUCAUCAAAUUCGUGAAUAAUCAUUAUUAUUUCAGAUUCACCUCAAAAAAACACUCCGACAACAGCUUUUUGGCGCCUUUUACAGCCUAAGAAAAACCCGGUACUUUUCGAGUUUUGCCGACGUUUCCAAUAUACAAACAAGACUAUUCCACAGAAAUUUGGCAGUAUUUGGGAUUUUUCUCGAAAGACUUUAACUGAUCAACUUGCAGGAUCCGAUCGCCCUCGCGGGCUUCCGAACAACGAAAGGUCGGAUGGAAGUCGUCUUCCACGCACGACUACAACGACCAAUCGAACGUGGGCGGUGUCGUGAGUUUGCAUUGUUAGGGGAAGUAGGUGAGGAUAAGGGGAAGGUCUGAGUCCAGUUAGGUGAUCGGUAGGGAGUCCAGGGGUCGGAAGGGGUGUUGCUUCGGAAACUUUUCUCAAACCAGGCAGUUUUCGAACUUUCGAAUUAACACCUCUUUUUGGAAUUUUUAGUUUCAACAGUUUCAAUUAGUAUUUUUCUCCAUUCACAGCAGAACUUUUUAAUGUGAUAAAAUAAUUUUUCUGUUUUCGUGACAACUAGGAAAAUCUUUUUUGAUUUCUGUGAAUUGACUUCGAAUUCUGAAAUUGAAAUAAUUGUUCGGGCGAAUGUUUAAAAAUCGCCGCAAAUAGAUAAUUUUCGCAUCUAAAAACAAAUUAAAGCAGAGUUUUGUUAGGAAGUCCCACUGAGGGGUGAGUAGUUGGGGCUGAUUAGGCGUUAGUUUAGCUUCAAAUGUGGUGUCACUCUUAUAAAGGAACUAAGGGCAACGAGGGGAAAAAGUCCCCGUGUGAAAAUCUGAUCGUGUUGUUCUUAGAUUGUCGAAGAAGCCGACGAUGAUGAUGUCGAGGGCGACGCUUCCAACUGUUCAAUAUUUUUUCUAAUGCCAUUACUUUUCGCAAUAAAUUUUUUUUUUGCCACUAUUUACAGUUUUUCUCGCGGUUUGGAUUCUGUCAAACUUCUGUGACAUAUUUUUAAAUUCUUAUUUUUGCUCUAUUUUUUUUGUGUGGAAAUAAUUCUUUCGGUGGUUGUUUUGUCUUCAAUAAAUCAAAAUCGAGUAAAACAAUAGGGUUACCAAGAUUCCACCAAUUAAAAGCUGCGUUCAGAUGGAACUGUUUCGUCAAAGACGGCUUGUGCUGCGUCUUCAGCUCGCCGAGCUCGUUCCCAGCAGCCCGCUUUUUUUGAGAUAAUUAUCCAGUAGAAUCUCAAAAAAAGUGUUUAUUAACACUUAAAUUAGUUUCAAAUCGCUAUAACUUGGCUCCUAAAAAAAUCGAAGUUACAGCAAAUUCAAAAAAAUUUUUUUCAUUUUUUCCCGCUACGGAAAUGUUUCAGCUGACCGAGAGCGUGUUGUCGCAGCUCCCGUCGGCUGCUUUUCGGCCUACUGACCUUGAGGAUCACGUCGUGCCUGCGGCAUCGACUUUGUCGCUGGCCGAUGUGAGUUUACUUUACUUUGAAAAUAAUUUGCAUUUAACAAAAUGAAAAAAUAUAGUUUAAAAAGAUAUCAAAAAAAAGAUCCAACUUCGAAGAGAGAUCGCCACGGCAAAAUUCCGUUUCGGGUGAAUCCGCACAAUAAAAACGGGUGAAACAGUGUGAAACCAGGCGAUCAACGCAGCAAUAAAGUCUUUCUUAAACUUUUGCAUUGAGUCUCACUUAAGUGAUCUUUCAAGUAGCAGGGCAUUUCUAAAAUUUUUUUGGCGAGAUAGGUAGAUUGGCAAUCGUGAAGCGUUGCCCACGCGACGCAGCUUUGUCGGAAUCUCGAGUUAAAACGCAAGCAAGAAAAAAAUUUUUAGAGUGUGAUCGUUAUUAUUUUUCAUACUUCUUCUUUUUUUACACUUAGCUUUGAAAAUCAAGAAAGGAAUAAGAACUCACUGGGAAUCUGUCAGAAUAUGGGGCUCUUGUUUGACCUCAUGACUUUUGCCUCACUUUUGUCAGUAGACAUGUACCGUCUUUCGCGAAAAAGUAACUUUAAAAAAUGACCUUUCAAAAUUUUUUUCUUUUAUUUGAAAUACUUAGUUAUUGAAAUUAAAAAAUUCGGCUGUUUUUAUUUUGAUUGACGUGUUUUUUCAGGACGAUGGUGAAUAAUAACAACCGGAUUUCCAACUACAACUACGUUCUCAGAACUCAGGACUCACCGCAUCGUGAGUUUCCUUAAUUUUUUUCUUUUUCUGAAACUAAUACACCUAAGUUGUUUCAUUAUGAUUACAAAACUGCCAUCGUUACCAAUUUUUCAUUUAAACAUUAAAAACGUUUUUGAGCAGAUUUCUGAAAGCUUACUUACUGUCAAGCAGAACCUACCUUUCUAGAGAAAAUGUUUUUAAGAUCGUUCAAUUGAAAAAAGAAGCCAACUAAAAGCUCAUAAAUAUGAAAGAUGGAAAAUAUAUUUAUUAUAUUAUGAGAUUCUUUUGCAGAUGUUGACGCGAUAGUGCAGUUCCAGACGCCGCGACGUUCGCGUUUGGACAGCUCUGAAACGGUGAUGGAGGGAAAUCACCGUGGAUGAUAUCACGGUAAGGCAUUUUUUUCAUUUGUUUUUUUCAGUGAUGCAAAGUUAAAAUAGGAAAAAUUUAAAAAAAAAAUCAGUUUCUUUUUCUGCCUUGAGAACUCACUUUACGUUUUUUUGCUCACUCACAAGAAAGUAUUUAGCAAUCAAUAAUUACCUGGAAGUUUUUAGUUUUUUUCCAGGACAAUGGUGAACAACAACAACCAAAUCUCCAACUACAACUACAUCUCCUCAUCACCCACGACCCUUUGAUUCGUGAGUUCCCUUGGUUUCUCCAAUACCUUUCUGAAUAUACGAAAUUCAGGGCCGUCCCCACCGCCACAGUUUUAUCCGCCGGAGCAACAGCAAUAA
Messenger RNA from Caenorhabditis auriculariae, 5404 nucleotides. The record is from the annotation of a GenBank genome assembly. NCBI's taxonomy places the organism in Eukaryota, Metazoa, Nematoda, Chromadorea, Rhabditida, Rhabditidae.